CAAACGCCUAGCCUAAGGCUCAACAAAUAAAGUAUUGUAGUGGACAGUGGUUAAUUUCAACUGCCCCAAAGUGAAAUAUUUUCUGUUAUAACACAGCAACAGUACAUCACUAUCGCUAGUCAACAGAUCAGCAUUGGAUUUUGAACCGGUACGAGUCAACACACCGAAAACACGUUAUUUCCAAUUUUAGGUUAGAUUGGAUAAGGUUAAGUUACUAUCGCAAAGUGUAAUUUGAGUGAAAACAUAAUCGACUAAUAUUAUUCUUCAGAAAUGGACUCGGAUAAACCAAAAGGCAGCAGUGGACUGGAUCCAAAAAUAAAGAUCAAAGUAGAACCGGGUACAUCAGGAUCAAUGUCAACAAAUGUAAAAAUUGAGACUGGUCUACCACCCACGAGACUUACUUCGUUCAGAUCACCGCGAGACUGGACGCUAGGCGGGCAUGUGAAACUAGAAAAACCAAAAAAACUGUAUACUCCAAACUUGAACGUACAGCGAAAUAAAGCUAAAGAUGAUAACACCACUGUAAAAAAUAAUACAAAAGUUCCAAGAGAACGAGGUCGCGGAAGAGGACAAGGUGCAAGAGGUCGAGGCAGAGGAAAAGUUUCGGAUAACAUUAUCCAGACUGAUGGAGUGUUCUCCAGUGGUAUAGCAGAUUCUUCACGAGCCAAAAAAAGAUCCAGUGGUUACAGAGACAGUAGCGAUUCGAGCGGUAAUCGAAGUGCCAGUACUGUUUUAGAAAAACAAAAACUAAAUUUAAAUCAAAAGAUUGAUAAAGCUGAAGAAGAAGAGAAGCUCAAGCAUCUCCUUAGAGAUGAUUUUAUCGAAAAUGGAGCUGUACCAGAUAUGGAAAAUGCCCCAGUGAUGCUACCUAUGGCUGAUGAUGCACAAUUAUACAAGAAAGAAUUCAGGGAAGAACCUCAAGUAAUAAAGGCUGAUGGUUCAAGUGAAGAUGUAAAACCAGUAAUCUUAGAAAACGGAAAAGUAUCAGAAGAACAUAACACAGCAAAACCUUCUUUACUAAAGAAAUUAGUAAAAGAAGAGAAAAAACUUAUUACUAUUCCACAAAUUGUUGCAAACGAAGCAAAUAAUUACAUUUUAUUACAGUUUCCCGAUUGCCUACCUGGACUUAGAACAGACGAUGAAUUAAGUGACCCGAAAGCGAGAAGAGCAGCCGAUUUAGGUUCAGCAAAUCCUAGUGAUACCAAUCCAAAGACUGAAUACUGUACAUUAAAAAACUUGAAGGAAGGAAUGCUAGGGAAAUUACAAAUACUAAAAUCUGGACAGGCGAGACUUGUUUUAGGGGAUAACAGAUUAAUUGUAGAUGUGGGCUCGAACAUUAGUUUCAGACAAGAUCUAAUCGCUGCCAAAUUAGACCUUGAAAAACUUGAAGGCGAACUUAUUAACCUUGGCUCAGUCAGCAGUACCCUUAUUUGCUUACCCGACUGGGAAUCAAUGUUAGAUAAUCUUUGAACUUAUGAGAAAAGAUAAAAUGAAUUCUUCUAACUUAUUAAUUGUACUAGAUAUUAAUCUAGUAUUCUAGCAGCUGUAAAAUAAAAACAAAUCUGAGGUUCAAGGACC
Messenger RNA from Diprion similis, 1578 nucleotides. It is a transcript of the gene RpIIIC53, whose product is annotated as DNA-directed RNA polymerase III subunit RPC4. Gene Ontology annotation, biological process: transcription by RNA polymerase III. Gene Ontology annotation, molecular function: DNA binding. Gene Ontology annotation, cellular component: RNA polymerase III complex. NCBI's taxonomy places the organism in Eukaryota, Metazoa, Arthropoda, Insecta, Hymenoptera, Diprionidae. Bases 271 to 1470 code for a protein of 399 amino acids. The record is from RefSeq and is a predicted model, not a curated record. The transcript is spliced from 8 exons.